This is a messenger RNA of Gigantopelta aegis, 3063 nucleotides long. Its product is annotated as endothelin-converting enzyme homolog. NCBI's taxonomy places the organism in Eukaryota, Metazoa, Mollusca, Gastropoda, Neomphalida, Peltospiridae. Gene Ontology annotation, biological process: protein processing. Bases 555 to 2846 code for a protein of 763 amino acids. Gene Ontology annotation, cellular component: plasma membrane. The record is from RefSeq and is a predicted model, not a curated record. The transcript is spliced from 14 exons. Gene Ontology annotation, molecular function: metalloendopeptidase activity.
UCACUACACCUGUUUAGUCGCCGAAGACAAUUCGGGCACGGGUUGUCUUUCAACAACGAGACAGAACGCAUUUUGAAAAUUUUAACUGCAGCGACAAGCGGCUUUAUCUGCCUUACCUGGGAAGUGGUCGCUUCGCGUUAAACUUCACAGCAUCCGUCUACUUAGUGGACACGGAUAAAAAUUGCUUUACCUGCAGGCGGUGGUACAGUGAAAAAAAGAGAAGACUUUUGGAUUUUUCUAUUUGGCGUUUAACAUCUGGAGUUGAAUGCAAAAGUGGUUGACGGAUUGAAAAUAAGGACUGGCUUUAAGGAACAGGAGGUAUUAGUGUGUAUAUAUUUUAAACAAAUUGAUGAUAGGAAGGAAAUUUAAUUUGUUGUGGAAGUGAAAGUUUAAUAUUUAGCGUUGACAAUUUUUGUUCUUAUUAGUAUUUUGUUAGCACCCCAAAAACGUUGAAACACUAAACGCCCAAUGUUAUAUCUUAUGAUAGUAGAUAUUUGUUUUUAGUUAAUAUAUCAUCACUUCGAGUAUUUUACCAAGAGGAUUCAAAAUUAAAAAUGGCUGAACAUUACAAAGAAUUCGACAAAAACCCUAUAAUGCAGGACGUCACCUUCCGAGGUUAUUCAUUCAGGAGGAGAGAACUCGCCCUGGCAGGCGUGGCUGUUCUGUCUCUAUUUGUGUGUGUGAUUCUGGGAGCCCUUUUGGCGAGCACAGGCGAGCAGUCCGGUCCGUCUGCUAAGCGGCUUUCUUCGGAAUACUGUCUUGAUUCAAUGUGUCUGCGAAGCGCCGCUUACGUCUUGGAAAAUAUAAACUCGUCGGUGAAUCCGUGUGAGGAUUUUUACCAAUACUCCUGCGGACAGUGGGCCAGACGUAACCCUCUCCCCCCAGACCUGUUCCAGCUGAGCACGACGUGGAAGAUGUAUAACAAAAACGAGGAGAGGCUGAGGAAGCUGAUCGAGUCCCCGGUGAGGAAGGACAGCCCCUGGUCCGCCGAGAAGAAGGCCAAGGACUUUUUCAGGUCCUGCAUGGACGACUACGGGAAAAUGAGGGCGCAGGCGAACCCUUUUCUCACCCAGGUGCUCCCCAACAUCGGAGGAGCGUACGUCCUAGGAACGGUGGAUUUCAGCACCUACGACUUCCAAGAGUCUUUAAGGAAAACCCACGUCGAUUACUGGACCAAUGCUUUCUUCACAUAUUACGUGAGGACCGAUUGGUACGAUUGGAGGAAACGAGGAAUCCAGCUUGACCUGUCCGGUAUGGGGAUGUCUUACGUGUAUUAUAUGAGGAACGACACGGUGCAUGAACGCAAUAGUUACAAAAAAUUCAUCAAGAAAGUGGCAGGCUUCUUGAUUCGAGACUCCGGUUUAAAUGUCACCAACCAAUCAGAGAGGAUACAGACGUUCCUGGAGGACGUGUUUUACGUCGAACAGGAACUGGCUAAUAUAACUAGUGUUUCGGAUCAGACGGAGAAUCCUCACGAAUACGAGAAACAAGUCACUCUACAGGAUCUUACGUCACGACAUAACAAUGCUAUCGACUGGUCUAAGUUCUUCAGCUACAUGUUUUCUGACGCGGGGGUCUCGCCGCAGACUAAGGUGGUGCUGCUGGAGGCGCAGUAUCUGCAGAGAAUGGCCGAUCUCAUCAACCGACUUCCGGCACAGAACAAAUCCAGAAUUCUCAACAACUACCUGACGUGGCGACUGACUCACAAGUACGUGCAGGACCUGUCGUGGGACUACAUCCACGCGAACCGCGAGUUCUACGUCGACCUCACGGGGCAGGCCGAGUUCCUGGGCACGUGGCGAUACUGCUACUCCAUCGUCGACCGCGACAUGAGCGACGCCAUGAGCUCGCUAUACGUCAGGGACCACUUCAUUGACGAGAACAAACAAAAGGCACACGAGAUCGUCGACUAUUUAAAAUCUUCCAUCGUAGAGCGUAUAUCUAAAGACGUGUGGCUUGAAAAACCCACGCGUGAUAUAGCAAUUAGAAAGUUAAAAGAAUCGGUAUAUAAGCUGGGUUACCCCGAUUAUAUGAUGGACGACAGCAAACUGGACGAAAUGUACCAAACACUUAAAAUAAAACGAGACGACUAUUUCAGCAACUUGUUAAACCUCAAUAAAUAUUACAAGUUCGACUGGAACCGGCGACUUCGUCUGGGCGUCGACAAGUCGGAAUGGGUUUACCGGACAUACGCAGUGGUUGCCGAGUUCUACAACCCGUGGGCCGAGCUCAUCGUGCCGGCCGGCCUGUUACAGUGGCCCAUAUACGACCACAAGCUUCCACACUUCAUGAACUUCGGAUCCGUGGGGUCCAUACUUGGGCAUCAUUUAGUGCACGCCAUUGAUGAGCAUGGUUCCCUGUACAAGCUGGACGGAAGCUGGUGGGGGGACUGGUGGACGAACAAGACGAAAUCCAACUACAACAAGAUCAGACAGUGCGUCAUCCGAGCCUACACCAACCGCACCCAGGGGCCAUUUAGACUGCCCAAUGGCCGUCAUGUCCAGGUUAGAGUACAGCCACGGAGGUACGCACCGGAAGCCCUUGCCGAGACCAGUGGAAUUGAAAUUGCAUUUAAGGCAUAUCAAGAAUGGACGAAACAGAACGCCCCAGAGAAGCGAACCCCGGGUCUAUCGCUCACUAAUGAACAGAUGUUCUUCGUGGCAUACGCACAGGCAAAUUGCUUCAAUCGAAAUAACAAGGACGCUUUCAAACAGGCUGUGAGAGGUAUCGUCCAGGAAAAUGUCAAAGUGAAUAUGGCAUUACGACAGUCCGCGGAAUUCCAACGAGUCUUUAACUGCCCCGCGUCAUCCAACAUGGUUUCUAGCAUCAAAUGUGAUAUGUACUGAAAAUCUCAGUAAUGACGCUUGGUGUAUGGUACAUUUCUAGCUUAUGAGGAACGGAGAGUGUUGUUGCAGGGUGGGGGUUAUGACGUUUAAUGAAUAUACUUUGAACAAAUGUUUUUGUAUCAACAACAUUGUAAGACAAAAAGAAUGAACGAAAAAACGAGAAGAAGACAUAACAUAAAAAAGAAACAAUACGAAAUAUAAGUAUAUUUAAAAAUCA